AGACAGAGAACGAGACCGUGAUGGUUGCGCCUUCCGAAGACAAAGGAAAUGGCUUCCUGUACGAGCCGCCGCCACCGAUCAAGACUGGAUCAGGCCAUCGGAUCACACGAGGCCAUGACGAGCCGGAUCGAAGGAGCAAGACAGGCCGAUUCCAUGAGCACCUGAUCGGUCCUUCUCAUCGAUCGCUGCACAUCCGAAAGACGUUUGACCUGCUCAACAUCUGUCUGGCACGAAAGGAUGCCAUGAGAUCAUUGAGAGCAUUGAGGGUGCUUCUGUAUAGCCACGAGUGGCGGCCGGAGGACCUGUGGAGGUAUGCACUCGAGGUGGCCACGAUGUGGGGGAACAGCGACGAAGCCGCGCAGACGAGAAUGACAAGGCAACAAGAGGCCGAGUCGGCACGGAGGAGGCUGGCCUUCCUGAGAUCCGUCAGCGCUAGGCGCGGUGGCAUUCGACUGGAAGCCUUUCUCGAAAUUGUCGCAGAGCUUGUCACCGUCAAGCAGUACGAAGAAGCCUUCCACGAGAUUGCCCUCGUCGUCGUCUCAUGGCCGUACAGUCUCGAGCCGUUGGUUCAUCUGUACGGCGCCCUGCUCUAUCUGUUUCUCGCUUGUCGCCAGCUACCCUCUUCGGUCGACGGGCAGAGGCAGGGUCGCCUGACGUUCGUCGGUGUUCCCUCAGAACAGGUCAAGCUUGCUCCGGUGCCAGACAAAUUGAUCCUGCUGAGAGAGAAGGCCGACGAAGAAGCGGUCAAGAUUGUUGCAGAUGCUUGCAAGCGAUUCGAAGUCGUCGUACGUACUGGAACGGUGCAGAGGCGGCGGAUGAGCCGGAGCGGCUCUCGAAGCAGCAGAAGCAGGAGCCGGAGUACGAGUCGAAGCAGGAGCAUGAGCAGAAGUAGGAGCAGGAGCAGAAGCAGAAGCCGGAGUCGCAGUGCCAUGGCGGGCCACGCUAGCAGCGAUGCUCGGCGUGGAAGAAGGGGUGCGAUCAAGAGCGUCGAAGGAGUACCGGAAGAAUUACUCAAUUCAAAAGGUGAAAAGGGCAAACGACAACGGCGGUCUCGAACGAGCGGCAGGAAGGAAGAUAGAUCCUCCAAGGCAAGGACCGUUGUGGCGUCGAGCGAGAGCGGCAAGAGGAAAAGGGUCAGCAGUCGAGACGCGGAAGACGAGGAGGAGGACAGCUUGGAGGAAGAAGCGGACGAGAUGGAAGAGCAGGCAGCUGACGCAAACGACGAGUGGGCGAGGGCUGUUGCUAGUGCCUACCUUGCAGUGCUGCGCGCGCCCCUCGAUGCACCGGACCGCAUCGAAGACAGCGAGGAGAGCGAGGGAAGCGAAGGGACAGACGACGACAACAACGGUGAUCAUUAUACAGUACAUACAUUGUAAAGUACAGCUAC
This is a messenger RNA of Acaromyces ingoldii, 1387 nucleotides long. RefSeq lists its product as hypothetical. The transcript has 3 exons. Bases 21 to 1376 code for a protein of 451 amino acids. Lineage: Eukaryota; Fungi; Basidiomycota; Exobasidiomycetes; Exobasidiales; Cryptobasidiaceae. The record is from RefSeq and is a predicted model, not a curated record.